Messenger RNA from Hibiscus syriacus, 345 nucleotides. RefSeq names its product peptide deformylase 1A, chloroplastic/mitochondrial-like. The coding region runs from base 1 to 345 and encodes 114 amino acids. NCBI's taxonomy places the organism in Eukaryota, Viridiplantae, Streptophyta, Magnoliopsida, Malvales, Malvaceae. The record is from RefSeq and is a predicted model, not a curated record. The transcript has a single exon.
AUGGAACUCCUUCACAUAUUCCCAUUUCGUCUCUUACCGCUGUCACUUCCUGCUUUCAUAUCCGCCAAAUUAGCCCCGCUCUAUCUUUCGAUCGGAAUUUCCAUUUCCAGACCCUCAUUUUUCCAACCCGGACCCUCUCUUGACUCCCCGAAGACCUCUCUCUUCCUCGGCUGUCAGCAAAGCAGGUUGGUUUCUGGGCUUGGAGAUAAGAAGAAAAUGAGCAUGCCCGAGAUAGUUAAAGCGGUUGACCCGGUUUUGCAUGAGCCGGCAAGGGAGGUUGACCCGAAUGAAAUAGGGUCGGAGCGGAUACAGAAGAUAAUUGCUGAUAUGGUUCGGGUUAUCUAA